This is a messenger RNA of Scaptodrosophila lebanonensis, 3174 nucleotides long. Its product is annotated as U2 snRNP-associated SURP motif-containing protein. The transcript has 14 exons. Lineage: Eukaryota; Metazoa; Arthropoda; Insecta; Diptera; Drosophilidae. Bases 99 to 3005 code for a protein of 968 amino acids. Gene Ontology annotation, molecular function: RNA binding. The record is from RefSeq and is a predicted model, not a curated record. Gene Ontology annotation, cellular component: nucleus. Gene Ontology annotation, biological process: RNA processing.
CCCAUCGGAAUUGUAGAGUGGUCAGAAGAGUAUCAGAAUAAACAAUUUAGAAAAAUAUAAAUAAAACACAUUGGUCAGAAUAGAACUGAACUGGCAGCAUGAAGCGCAUCAGCGAAAAAAAACUGGAGGCAUUCACUGUUGGCACCUUUGCGAAGCGACAACUAUCGAAAAAGGAGCUCGAGGAGCAAAAGAAAAAGGAGGAUGAGGCGGCUGCCGCACAUGCAUUUAAAGAGUUCGUAGAGACAUUUCAAGAAGCGCCGACACCCUCGUCUAAGGUCUGGAUUAAAGCCGGUACCUACGAUGCUGGCUCGAGACGGGAGGAUAAAAGCGAAAAGGGCAAGCUGUACAAACCCGGAUCUAAAUUAAGCGAAAAGAAUGCAACUGAUAAAGCAGAGGAUUAUGCCAAGCUGCUGGCCUCAGAUCUCAAAAAGGAGACGGGUCCAUUAAAAAAGAAAAACCAGGAGAAGAAGAAAAGCAAUUUGGAGCUAUUCAAGGAAGAGCUGAGGCAAAUACAAGAAGAACGUGAAGAGCGACAUAAAUAUAAACAUCUGGCCGUUUCGCAUGCCCCAACAACACAACAGCCAAGUUCAAGCUCAACACAGCACUCAAGUGCCUCACGUAAGGUGGGCUCAUUUGAUACCGGUGAUCCCAACACUACCAAUGUCUAUUUGGGCAACCUCAAUCCGAAGAUUUCAGAGCAACAGCUUAUGGAGAUAUUUGGACGUUAUGGGCCUUUGGCUAGCAUUAAAAUUAUGUGGCCUCGUUCUGAGGAAGAAAAACAACGAGGUAGUAAUUGCGGUUUUGUUGCGUAUAUGAGCCGCAGGGACGCAGAGCGUGCGCUUAAGUUACUCAAUGGCCGCUAUCUUAUGGGCUACGAGAUGCGGUUAGGCUGGGGAAAAACUGUACCCAUAAUGAAUACUCCGAUCUUUGUGCCGCCUGCAUUGUUAGAGUUGACUAUGCCACCACCAUCGUCUGGUCUGCCCUUCAAUGCACAGCCGCCGCCAAGCGAAAUGUGUAACUUACCUAAGAAGAACUAUAAGGAAUUUGAAUCAGUCGAAGAGAAGGAAAAUAUGGAAAAGCUCUUGCACAAGUCUGUUGUGAAAGUCUUCAUCCCUACUGAAAAAUCUGUGCUUAAUGUCAUACAUCGAAUGAUUGAGUUUGUCAUACGCGAAGGACCCAUGUUUGAAGCAUUAAUUAUGAGCCGGGAAAUGGAUAAUCCCCUAUUUUCUUUUCUGUUUGACAAUGAAAGCCCAGCGCACAUUUAUUAUCGUUGGAAACUCUUCUCCCUAUUGCAAGGUGAUACUCCAAGCGAGUGGCGAGAAAAAGAGUUCCGCAUGUUUAAAGGCGGCCCUAUUUGGCGACCACCAGUUGCCAAUUUUUACACACAAGGCAUGCCCGAUGAAUUAGUCGUGGAUCCCGAUGCACCUGUUGUUCAUAAAGGCGCUUUAUCCAAUGCCCAACGUGAUCGUUUGGAGGAUUUGAUUAGACACUUAACGCCCGAACGUUCACGCAUCGGUGACGCCAUGAUCUUUUGCAUUGAGCAUGCAGAUGCAGCUGAUGAAAUAUGUGAAUGCAUUGCAGAAUCACUUGCCAAUGCAUCGACACUAGCUUCGAAGAAGAUUGGCCGAUUAUAUCUCAUAUCCGAUAUUCUUCACAAUUGCACUGUAAAAGUGGCAAAUGCUUCGUUCUUUCGAAAGUCCGUGGAAAAGCAACUUGUGGACAUAUUUGAAAGUCUUCACAGUUAUUAUCUCACAAUUGAAAGUCGACUAAAGGCUGAGGGUUUUAAAACACGUGUUUGUAACGUGAUACGCACGUGGGAAGAAUGGACAAUUUACCCAAAGGAAUUUUUAAGUCAAUUACGAGCCAUAUUUCUAGGCAGACAGUUUGUAAUGCAGCAACCAAACACCCCGCCUCAAGUGGAAGAGGCGCGAUCAGAAGAGGCGUUAGAUGAAGACAUAGAUGGUGCUCCACUGUCAGGUGAGGAAAAGGAUGACGAGGAUUUGGACGGUGUCCCCCUUGACGGAGCAGCGUUACUGAAGGGUGUACUCAAACGCGUGCUGCCAGAGUCUGCUGCACAACAGCGGGAUACUCCGAAGCAUAGAGAUGUAGAGUACUCCGAUGAAAUUGAUGGUGUACCCUUGGACGAAGAUUUUGACGGUAUACCAUUAGAGCAAGUGCAGAAGCCAGGUAGUAGCACCAAGACCCAAGCUAAAGUCGGUGGCUUCAUACCUUCAAAAUGGGAAACGGUCGAUCCCCAACAAGUUGAAGCCCAAGCCAUAACCACAAGCAAGUGGGAUACUUUGGAUCCUCCAGAUCCGCCCAAGUUCUUCUCCUCUGAUGAUGAAAGUGACGGAGGUAAUUCACAGAAGUACAGUGAUGAGAAGCGUCAGAAAUUGCGCGAUAUAGAGCUCAAAACUAUGCAGUAUCAAGAUGAAUUGGAAUCCGGCAAGCGACGCUUGGAACCAGGCUGGACCUUGCAAGAGCAAGUCGAAUACUAUCGCAAACGUUUACUAAAGAAGGAUGCUGUUGUGGAUAUUGUAGACUCACCACUCAGCUAUAUGCAUUCAAAGAGUCAGCGAAGCGAGAGUCCUGAGAGUCGGCACGCACAGCAUUACAGCAGUAGCUCACGCUCCAGUCCGAGUCAGCGGAGUAGUCGUAAACGUUCCCACUCGCCUUACAGCGGGAGCGACAGCAGACGUCGUGACUACUCACCAGAACAUGGUCGACGGGACUAUUCGGCCGAAAGCAGUCGCAGCGCCAAGUCCUCAAAGCGCAAUCGUUCCAGCAGCCCAUCAGAGUCGCCAAAGCGAUACUCGGAGCGCACAUCGCGCAGCUCUCGUUAUGAAAGUCCUACACCAUCGUCCAGUUCACGGUCUCGCAAGUCACAAUCGCCAUCAUUUUACGGAUCGCGCACUCGACACGACGAACGAGAUAUGUAUGCCAGUGGAAACUCUUCACCUUCAAGAUAUCGCGCAGAUAAACACAAGCAUAAGUACAGGAACUAAGAAUAUACUACGGGAGUUGUGUGUUUCAUUUCAUUGACCUUUUUUAUAAUUACGCAUUAAAUUCAGUAAACAUUUGUGUAGAAUGUGCGUACACACCGUAUAAAUAUGUAUAUGGUUAGCUUAUAUUCGCAUGAUUUAUGUUCGAAAAUAAAUUAUAUCAGAAUGGAAA